GGAAAUGUUAAGAGCGGGAGCGAUCCAGAGUCAAAACUGGCGAGUGGCGACCGUUUAGUCUCCCCCAUCCCGAAAGUGAUGUCUUUGAUGGUGGCCGCCUUCUUCGAUGCUUUAGUCGUCCCUUCUUCCGAAUUCCAGGAGUCUCGGAUCGUCGUUCUGGACUCGCCUCCAUCGGUUGGAGCGUCUUGCGAGGUGAUAGCUGGGUUUGGAGCCAACAGUUGGUGGCGGUGUUUCAUCUUCGAGUCGGAAUUAGGCCAUUUGUUUGCGGGUCUUAGAAAUAAGCAGUAGGGUUUGUCGGUUUAGAUAUUUGACUAGGGAUGGAAGUCACAAUUUUUUGCUGGUGGUGAUUUGUGUGUAUGCAUAUAGAAAGGGGCGAGUUAGAUCUAGAAAUUUGAGGAUUUGAAUGCUUAUAGUGGCGGGAUAAAAGCUAAGAUUCAAGUUGGAUUCGAUGGUUUCAGACUGCCGGAUCUGGAGGAAAAGAAAGUCAAGGUGUUUGUAUAAUUGGAGAUUCUGCGGGCUUUGAUUUUAUUAGGGAUGGUGAUCGGAAACAUUUUCCACUUCAAGGAGAGUUCCUGGCCUCCAGAAGAGUACGUCAAUAGAACCACAUUGAAGUUGUUGGAUUUUGAUGGCGGUGCUCCACCAAAAUAUGCAUGGAGGAGGAGGCUAAACAGUCACGCCAAUAGAUUGAAGGAAUUUAGUGUGACAUUUAUGGAGGCGGUUAGGAUGCUGCGACUUGGUGUUCGUCUUUGGUCAUAUGCUAGAGAAGAAGCUUCUCAAGGAAGGAAAGCACCAAUUAAUCCUUUCCCUAGAGAGAAAUGCAAACCCUCAGCUUCCCAAGGAGUACCACUUGGAGGAAUGGGAAGUGGGAGCAUUUCAAGAGGGUUUAGAGGGGAGUUCAAACACUGGCAAAUAAUUCCUGGUUCAUGUGAAACAUCUCCUAUCAUGGCCAAUCAGUUCUCUAUUUUUAUAUCCCGAGAUGGAGGAAACAAAAAGUACUCAUCGGUUUUAGCUCCAGGACAUCAUGAAGGUUUACGUAAAAAUGGUGACCUCGGCAUUUCCUCAUGGGAUUGGAAGUUGACUGGUCAACACUCCACAUAUCAUGCUUUGUUCCCCAGAGCAUGGACUGUUUAUGAUGGUGAACCAGAUCCUGAUCUCAAAAUAUCAUGCCGCCAGAUUUCCCCAUUUUUACCUCAUGAUUAUCGUGAAAGCAGUCUUCCUACUGUAGUCUUUGUUUAUACACUAGUCAACACUGGAAGAGAAAGAGCAAAGGUCAGUUUGUUGAUGACCUGGGCGAACUCUAUUGGUGGCAUAUCUCAUCAUUCUGGAGGCCACACCAAUGAACCUUUCUUAGGGGAGGAUGGCGUAGCUGGGGUCCUUCUACAUCACAAAACUGCAAACGAUAACCCUCCUGUAACAUUUGCUAUUGCUGCAUCUGAGACUCAGAAUGUGACUGUUACAGUCUUGCCAAAUUUUGGGCUUUCUGAUGAAAAUUAUGUCACGGCAAAGGAUAUGUGGGAUAUAAUGGUGCAAGAUGGACAAUUUGAGAGGGAAAAUUUCAAUUCUUCUUCCAGCAUGCCGUCUUGUACAAGUGAUACAAUUUGUGCAGCAGUUUCAGCGUCUACAUGGGUUGAACCGAAUGGUACAUGUACUGUCGUAUUUUCUGUAGCCUGGUCCUCUCCAAAAGUGAAGUUUCAAAAGGGAUGCACAUAUAACAGGAGAUAUACAAAAUUUUAUGGUACCUCUGAAAGAUCAGCUAUAAAUUUGGUCCAUGAUGCAUUAAAGAACUACAAGUGGUGGGAAGAAGAGAUUGAAAAAUGGCAAAAUCCAAUACUUCAGAAUGAGAAACUCCCUGAAUGGUAUAAGUUCACUCUUUUCAAUGAGCUCUAUUUUUUAGUCGCUGGAGGAACAGUUUGGACAGAUGGUGAAGCCCCAACAUUUGAGGAGGUAAACCGUAAUGACAACCAUCAUAAAUCCCCCAAAGGUAAACGCCAUAAAUCUGCACUUAAAGACAAGCAUGUCAGCUUUAUCGCAGAGAAAACUUCAUCAGUUAUUAAUUUAAACAACGAGAGAAUUUCUCCACCAAUUUCAAAACUAGAGGCAGAUGGUAAUGCUGCGCUUGGCGAUGAACCUGCAAAGGCUGAUCUUGUUCUGCAUCCACAUCAUGACUCCGAAAAUGUUGGAAGAUUUUUGUACUUGGAAGGGGUGGAAUAUGUCAUGUGGUGCACCUAUGACGUACAUUAUUAUGCUUCUUUCGCUCUUCUAGAUCUCUUCCCAAAGAUAGAGUUGAGUAUCCAGCGAGAUUUUGCAAGGGCCGUGCUGCAUGAGGACAGAAGCAAAGUGAAACUUUUAGCUGAUGGCAGCUGGGGAAUUCGUAAAGCCAAAGGUGCCAUUCCCCACGAUUUAGGAAUGCAUGACCCGUGGAAUGAGAUGAAUGCCUACAAUAUACACGACACCAGCAAAUGGAAAGAUCUCAACCCAAAGUUCGUUCUCCAAGUGUACAGGGAUUUUGCUGCAACAGGUGACAUCUCUUUCGGGAGCGAGGUCUGGCCUGCAGUCUGUGCUGCCAUAGACUACAUGGAACAGUUUGAUCGUGACAGCGAUGGCCUCAUCGAGAAUGAUGGAUUUCCUGAUCAGACUUACGAUAUAUGGACAGUUCACGGUGUCAGUGCUUACUGUGGCUGUCUAUGGCUUGCUGCACUUCAAGCAGCGGCAGCCAUGGCACAGCGCCUAGGGGACUCUGCUUUUGCUGAAAAGUGUAAGAUUAAGUUCUUGAAGGCCAAACCUGUCUUCGAGGCCAAGUUGUGGAAUGGCUCCUACUUCAAUUACGACAGCAGCUGCCGAUCCAUACAGGCUGAUCAGCUGGCAGGGCAGUGGUACACUGCAGCUUCAGGAUUGCCUCUGCUGUUUGAUGAAAGUAAAAUCAGAAGUACUCUUCAGAAAAUAUUUGAAUAUAAUGUGAUGAAGGUGAAAGGAGGGCGCAUGGGGGCAGUCAAUGGCAUGAACCCGAAUGGAACUGUGGAUGAGAGCUGCAUGCAAUCAAGAGAAAUAUGGACCGGUGUAACAUAUAGUUUGGCGGCCACCAUGCUGCUUCAUGGAAUGGAGCAACAAGCUUUUGCUACUGCCGAAGGGAUUUUCAUAGUAGGCUGGUCAGAGGAAGGAUUUGGGUACUGGUUUCAAACUCCUGAAGCAUGGACGACAGACGGGCACUAUCGGUCGCUGAUCUAUAUGCGACCAUUGGCUAUCUGGGCGAUGCAGUGGGCUCUAUCUCCUCCCAAGACUAUGCUCGAGGCCCCUAAUCUGAACAUGAUGGACAGGUUGCACACAUCAUCCCUUAACUCGAGUUCAACCCAUGAUGGCAGUGCCCGAAAUGUUUCGCAAAGAAGUUGUUUUGGCAAUGUUGUUUGCCACUGUGACUGUUGAUGGAACUUGACACAUCUUCCCUCUUUAUUUUGUUCACGUCUCCUCUUGGUAAUGUAAAUAUCUACAUCAAGCAUUUAUUAAGCAAUAAUCUUGAGUCUAAGCUCUCCUAUUCGAAAACUUCC
Molecule: messenger RNA, 3542 nt
Organism: Zingiber officinale
Lineage: Eukaryota; Viridiplantae; Streptophyta; Magnoliopsida; Zingiberales; Zingiberaceae
Product: non-lysosomal glucosylceramidase-like
Exons: 18
Coding region: 535-3420 (961 amino acids)
Biological process (GO): carbohydrate metabolic process; glucosylceramide catabolic process
Cellular component (GO): membrane
Molecular function (GO): beta-glucosidase activity; glucosylceramidase activity
Source: RefSeq, a predicted model, not a curated record